This is a messenger RNA of Closterium sp. NIES-67, 1015 nucleotides long. The record is from the annotation of a GenBank genome assembly. NCBI's taxonomy places the organism in Eukaryota, Viridiplantae, Streptophyta, Zygnematophyceae, Desmidiales, Closteriaceae.
GCCUGCUUCGCCAGUACUGCUUUCAAUUGCCCUUUCCCGCUUUCGCCAUGGCUUCCUGUCACGUCGUCGCGCUCGCCUCUUCGCAACUCACCGCAUCGUUCCAUCGCGCCCAAUGCUCCGAAGAGCAGAUGCGUUGCAUCUGGACAGUCGUGCGCCACCCCUCUCGCGGGCCACCGCGCAAGGCGAGCCCAGAGCCGCCGUCCGCCAGAGUGCACAAAGUGCGCGCGGUGGAAGGCGCUCCGUGCGGGUGCUAGCGGCGGGGGAGCGCAAAGACGAGGCGGGGUCAGCGGGCGAGAGGAAGGACGCGGAGAAGGUGCCGGGGUGGGCGCAGCCCGGAAACGCGGAGCUGCCGCCGUGGGCGCGCAGCGAGGCGCAGCGGGAGAAGCCAUUUGAAGUGCCGUUCUGGGCGUACCUCGUGGCGUCCGUGCUCGUCGCCAUCGCCGCGGUGGGGUCGAUCUUUGAGUACACGGCGGGCAACCCGCUGUUUGGCGUGGUGGGCAGCGACAGCGCGCUGUGGGCGCCCACGCUGCUGCUCUUCGCCACCACCGGCAUCCCAUCCUCCGGCUACCUGCUUAGUACCUUGCGAUUCAGGGCAGCCAACAAGCAGCACGGGAGGCGGACGAGGCAGGACAUGGUGUGAGGAAGUGGGCAACACGGAUGGAAGGCAGGACCAUGGACCAUCUUUCAGGAAUCAGGAAGAAGGGGGGAUACAGACUUAAUGUGGGACUUGCUCUUUUCUCACUUGAUAUUCCCAGCACAAUUGUACUAGGGCGCGUAACAUAAAGAAUAUUUACAAAAUUAUCAUGCUUGUAUAGACUGUAUAGGGUCAUCUUCUAGAGAGUACAACUGUUAGGUAUAUGUUUGUGUACUCUCUUCCUCUCAAUUAUCAAUUUCACUGGGGUGUGUCAAACAUGUUUAGUUAUCAUGCUUGUAUAGACUGUAUAGGGUCAUCUUCUAGAGAGUACAACUGUUAGGUAUAUGUUUGUGUACUCUCUUCCUCUCAAUUAUCAAUUUC